Molecule: messenger RNA, 1661 nt
Organism: Centruroides sculpturatus (bark scorpion)
Lineage: Eukaryota; Metazoa; Arthropoda; Arachnida; Scorpiones; Buthidae
Product: liprin-alpha-1-like
Exons: 10
Biological process (GO): synapse organization
Cellular component (GO): presynaptic active zone
Source: RefSeq, a predicted model, not a curated record
AAAUUAUUAUGUUGCGAGUAUUGAUGUCUAUUUUUUAUUCUUUCAGUUAACACAAUACAAAACAAAAAGGAUACAGAGGGUCCAAUCGGAAGAGAAGAAGCCAGACGACGAUGCCGCAAAGGUUUCGAACGGUUCGGCCGAGGCUGCCGCGGAGGCCUCCCGGGUCGUCGAACUCCAGGAGGCGCUCGAGAAGCAGACGUCGGAACUGAGCACGUCCCGGAGCAAGAUCGUAGAACUGGGCAACAAGAUCAGAGAGCUGGAAGACGGACUCUCUUCCGCUCAGAAGGAGGUAUCCAGACUUCAGCAAGAGAAUGCACGACUCGCAAGAGAUCUGAAAGAGAAUAACGCACAGAAAGAAGACCAGGAAGAAAGGAUAUCGACUCUGGAAAAACGGUACCUCAACGCUCAAAGAGAAUCGACUUCGCUGCACGACCUCAACGAGAAAUUAGAACAGGAGCUUUCUAAUAAAGAAGCUCAAUUAAAACUAAGUGAAGAAAAAGUUCGUGCUCUCCAAGAACGAUUAGAACUUGCCGAGCAGAAGUUGGCGGAGUUUUCACGUAAGGUGGAAACGCUUCCGGGUGCCGACGGCGAGAUGCAGAGAAUGGAUGCCUUAUCCCAGGAAAGACACGUCUCCGUAGAAGACAGGAUACAGAGGCUAGAGACACAACUCGAGGAGAAGAGUACCGAAUUAGCGAGAUCAAGACAGCGGGAAAAGAUGAACGAGGAACACAACCAGAGGCUGUCGGCCACUGUGGACAAACUGUUGGCAGAAUCGAACGAGCGUCUGCAGCUCCAUUUGAAAGAGAGGAUGCAUGCGCUCGAAGAAAAGAAUUCCCUAUCCCAGGAAUUGGAUAGAACGCGUAAAGUCUUAGAAGACACUCAGGGUGAAAAGGACAAAAUUAUUUCCGAGUUAGCCAGAAUGAGAACAGAAAUGGACUCUCUCAGAACGGAUUUACAAACUUACAGAGCCGAAACACUAGCAAGUCGCUCGGUUAUUCGCCCAUCUCCUGCUUCCCCUUCUUGGACCGGUCUGCCGGCAGGAUGCAUUUCGAUGGUUACUUCUCCCAACAAGAACUCUAUGGGAGUUGUUGAAAAUACAGAUGCUUGUUGUGGAGUAUAUGGAUUUAACAUGUCCCCUGCAUCUGUUAAUCACAGGAACCAUAGAGGACGCCAACCACCCAUGGAAGAAGAUCCGGAGAAAGAAUGGGAGAAAAUAGAUCAGUCUCAUGUCAUAGCGAACGUACAACAGGCUUUCGACGCCAGUGACACGGAAUGUAGUCAGACGGACGAUAAUGAGAGCAUAUUCGAGGCGAUGGAUAUGCUGUCUCCGACCGGUCACACAGAUGCUCAGACGCUCGCACUUAUGCUUCAAGAACAACUAGAUGCCAUCAAUAAUGAAAUCAGGUUAAUUCAGGAAGAAAAGCAGAGUACGGAACAGAGGGCCGAGGAGUUGGAAUCCAGAGUCGGCAGCCUGGAAACGAUGGGACUUCUGGGAAGGGGUCGUUCCCUGGAGCGUUCUUCGCCUCCCCAGAGUGGUCGGUCCACUCCCAAAUCGCACCACAGCCCACAGAGAGACUAUUUACAGAAAUAUCAUACCGUAUGUAACAAUUUUAUUUUUUUGAAAAUUGAAAAUCCAUAAACUAUUUUGAAUAGUUCAUAAU